Molecule: messenger RNA, 11326 nt
Organism: Notolabrus celidotus (New Zealand spotty)
Lineage: Eukaryota; Metazoa; Chordata; Actinopteri; Labriformes; Labridae
Gene: kif26ba
Product: kinesin family member 26Ba
Exons: 31
Coding region: 691-7755 (2354 amino acids)
Biological process (GO): microtubule-based movement
Molecular function (GO): microtubule binding; microtubule motor activity; ATP binding
Source: RefSeq, a predicted model, not a curated record
UGAGUGAAUGUCACUAAACACACACAGAGAAGACAUCGCAGCAUUUCAUUUUUGGAUCCAUAAGUUUCUUGUAAACAAAAUGUCAUGGACUUCCUGAACCAAUGCUUCCAGAGAGAAGUAAGAUGGGGCUAAUUCAACUUGAGUGCCAGAGUUCAAGCCAUUCUCUCCAGUCCUCUGCUGGCGUCAGCAGGGUGCGAAGCCUCGGGGAGUCAACAGGAGGUUCACCAGGCGGAGUUUGGAAUUAGGUUCUGUGUCACCUGUCCAGUCUGAGACGCAGAGCUGAUGGAGAGAGGCAGGGCUGAGUGCGCUGGCAGUUGAGAGAGAGCCUCAUUGCGCGCAGAGGACUCUGCUGCGAGGGAGCGGUCUGAUUUGGGCUUCUACGACCCCGUGCGACCAGUUAGCUGUAAAGAAGAGCUUGGAGGGAAAGAAGAAAAAGAAGAAAAGAAAACAUCAACCAGGAUUCUUCCCGUUAUCGACGGAAUUGGGAUGUAACCAGUGUCCACAUGCCUUUGGAAGUGGCAUGAGGUUGCCUUCACAUUAAGAAGAGCAAACUACAGGAACGUGCGGUUAAUUGAAAUCGAUCAAGCGGUCUCUUUUUUUUUUGGAUGUAAAGUCGCAGCAGAGGUUCUUUCUCCUCUCCUUCUCCCCCCUCCUCCUCCUCCUCCACCUCCUCCUCCUCUCACCUGCAACAUGACUUCACUGUCGGGGACCAAGGAGAGGUCUGUGAGCAGCCGGAGCAGAAAAUAUGGGGUUCCUGACACUUCUCCAACAAAAUCUGCCUCUUUUUUCCCGGACACAUGGUACCGGAAGGCCUACGAGGAAACCAAUCGAUCCAACAUGCGCCCCGCCCCAGAGGGAGCCGGCUCCAUGCCGAGCUCUACAGGCACCCCUUCCCCAGGCUCAGGAAUCUCCUCCCCAGGGUCCUUCUCAGGAUCCCCUGGAACCAUCUCUCCGGGGAUUGGAACAGAAUCGCCUGGGUCUCUGGGUGGCUCACCGGGGUUUGGGACUGGAUCUCCCGCCUCAGGCAGUGGAAGUUCCCCCGGCAGUGAGAGAGGAAUUUGGUGUGAAAACUGCAAUGCUAGGCUGACGGAGCUGAAAAGACAGGCUCUGAAACUACUCAUCCCUGGACCAUACUCUAGCAAGGAUCCCUCCUUCUCUCUCCUAUUGCACGACAAGCUUCAGGUGCCCAACAGUUCUCGGCGUGCAUGGAAUGAGCGUGACAGCCGCUGUGAUGUCUGUGCCACUCACCUCACUCAACUCAAACAGGAAGCUGUACGCAUGGUCCUCACUCUAGACCAGUGGGAUUUGUCUCCCACCUCUUCUCCUACAUCCCUGAUUGGACGGUACGGAUCUCAAGGAGCUCUUGGUGCAGUUGGAGCUUCUGGAGCACCCGGAUCACGGGACUGGCCUCCUCCUUUUCUUCCUUCAUCCUCCUCUUCGGCAGCUGCUGUUUCUCUUCCUCCUCACCCAUCCUCCCAGUCACCUUCCCCGAGCCCAAGCCAGACCCAAACACCCAGUCCGAGCCACGGACCAUCUAACUCCACCCAUGGGAGUCCCUCUGCCGGGCAAACGUCUAGCUGUGCUCAACCUCAAGGCCCAGGACACAGACUGGGAUCCAAACCUAGCUCCCUGGGACUAGGAGGUGCUGUGGACAGAAGGAAUGGGUCUCCUAGUUCAGGAAAAGCCAGUGCCCAACAGCAGCCAGUGAGUGGAGUAAACAGUCCCAGCAAUAAUGGUGGAAACAGCAGUAGUAAUGGGAGUGGAGCCGUACUGAGUGCAGCAGCUCUGCAGGCCCAUCAGCACCUGAACAGAACCAAUGGAGGAGUAACACUUUACCCAUACCAGAUCUCCCAGAUGGUUUCUGAGGCCUCCAGAGAGGGUCAGACCGAGGCUUCCCUGAACCGCUACAACACACACUCCCCCUCACACACCAAUUCAUCAUCGCACACAAACUCUCCAUCACACACUGCGACUGUGACCACAACGGCACCGACCACCACCUCCGCUGCUGCCUCCUUCUUUGCCAGGGCUGCACAGAAGUUGAAUUUGGCAUCAAAGAAGAAGAAGCAGAAGACUGCUGUGGUCCCAGCACCAGUGACAUCAUCAUCACCGUCAUGUGAACCCCCUCUGUUCCCCACCAAUUUCAGUGCUGCCCUGUUGAUGGCCCCUCCUCCGGCCCCACCUUGCCUCCUCCGUGCAGCCAACAAAGUGAAAGACACCCCUGGACUUGGAAAGGUGAAAGUGAUGGUGCGUGUGUGCCCAGUGUCUCAGACAGACGCUGCAGAGUCCAGCUCCUUCCUUAAAGUGGAUCCCAGGAAAAAACAAAUCACCAUCAUGGACCCCUCAGCCAAUCAGACACCAAGCACCGCGUCCCAGAAAAGGGCUGGGGCCAAUCAGGUGCCUCCAAAGAUGUUCACCUUUGAUGCUGCGUUCCCUCCUGAUGCUUCACAGGCGGAGGUGUGUGCAGGAACAGUUGCAGAGGUGAUACAGUCAGUGGUGAAUGGUGCAGACGGCUGUGUCUUCUGCUUUGGACACUCAAAGCUUGGUAAAUCCUACACGAUGAUCGGCCGUGAUGACUCUCUGCAGACUCUGGGUAUAAUCCCCUGUGCCAUCUCCUGGCUGUUUAAGCUCAUCAAUGAGAGGAAGGAGAAAACAGGAGCACGCUUCUCUGUUCGAGUUUCUGCAGUCGAGGUUUGGGGAAAAGAAGAGAACCUGAAGGACCUGCUGUCUGAAGUAGCUACAGGAAGCUUACAGGACGGACAGUCCCCUGGAGUCUACCUGUGUGAGGACCCAAUCUGUGGCAUGCAGCUCCAGAACCAGUCUGAACUACGUGCUCCAACCCCAGAGAAGGCAGCCUGGUUUCUAGAUGCCGCCAUAGCAGCCCGCCACAGCAGCCAGCGCCCCAACACCACCGAAGAAGAACACAGGAACUCUCACAUGCUGUUUACGUUACACAUAUACCAGUAUCGCAUGGAGAAGACAGGCAAAGGAGGGAUGUCAGGAGGCCGCAGUCGACUCCACCUGCUGGACCUUGGCAGCUGUGAUGUCAGAGUACUUGGAGGUGGAGGAGGAGGAGGAGGAGGAGGUGGUGGUGGCGGUAAAGGCAGGGACAGCUCUUCACCCAGCUCGGCCCCUCUGUGCCUCUCUCUAUCCGCCCUCGGAAACGUGAUCCUUGCACUCGUCAACGGCAGCAAACACAUCCCAUACAAGGACAGCAAGCUGACCAUGUUGCUAAGGGAGUCGCUAGGCAACAUGAACUGCCGGACCACCAUGAUUGCUCACAUCUCCGCCUUACCGAGAGAUUUCUCAGAAACCCUCUCCACCAUCCAGAUUGCUUCCCGGGUGCUCCGCAUGAAAAAGAAGAAAACUAAAGUGACCGUGCAGUACACCUCCAGCUCGUCUGGAGGAGAAAGCUCCUGCGAGGAGGGUCGCAUGCGUCGCCCGACCCAUCUGCGCCCUUUCCAUCACCGUGGAGACGCUGACUCUGACCUUCAGUUGCUGCGUUUGUCCAGCGAUCCUGAUGAAUACUCCAGCAGCGAGCAGUCGUGUGACACAGUUAUCUACGUGGGCCCAAACGGGGCUGCAGUGUCAGAUAGAGAACUGACGGACAAUGAGGGACCACCGGAGUUCGUACCCAUCAUUCCUGCUCUGCUCAGAGGCAAAACGUCAGAGCAGCACCAAGCUCAGAGUCAGGCAGCCGGCGCACAGAACAAGGUGCAGUCUCAGCCAGAGGAGCAGCCCAGCGGCCCACCUCAGCCCCUCCCUCAACCUGCUCAGUCACUGCUCGGACAGCCCCUGGCCCCCGUCCCAGAGGAGGGAGCUGAGUGCCUCAAGUGCAACACUUUUGCUGAGCUGCAGGAGAGACUGGACUGCAUUGAUGGCAGCGAGGAGGUGGCAAAGUUUCCUUUUGAAGAGAUUCCAGCCAGCAAACAAAGUGCCCAUCAAGACCAGUGUCCAUCUUUAGCUGUCCCAACCUCUGCACCUGCUACUGGACCGGAUGCUGCAGAAAUCAGUACAGAUUCUGUAGAUAGUGUAGGAGGUGUAGAGCAGUCCUCAGUCUGCUCAUCAGCUGUAGCAGCCCCAAAAAGGAGGACCAAUGACCAGCAACUACAGGAGAUCAAGGAGGUGGUGGAGGAGGCGGAGCUGGCCGGGACCAUGAUCCACAACCUGACACAGAGUUCUGGUUCCCCCAUAGUUACUAGUGCCAGGAGCAUUACAGGAAGUAACUGCAUCACCUCCAACCCACUGCAGAGGGCAAAGAGCUCAAGUUUACAUGACAGCCGUGAGAGUCUGAAUGCAGGGAGCAACGCUGAUGGCAAGGCACGCCCGCUAGGAUCCCCACGCCUCGGCAUCGCCAGCCUGACAAAAACCUCAGACUACAGACCUCCGUCCUCUCCGUCCCAGCGGUGUAAAGUCUACACGCAGAAAGGUGUGAUGCCGGCAACUCCUCCUCUGUCCUCAUACACUCUGGCUCAGGAUGGUCAGACCACAGAGGCUCUAACCUCUGAUAACAGUUUGGCUGCAGACAGUGGCCGGUCGUCCACGGAAUCCCCGCUCUCCAGGACUUCUCCAGUGGGCAUGAGCCCACAAGUCAGAGAGCCGACUCAAUCUCUGUCUGCCAGCCUGGGCUCAGCAGAGACUCUCUGUGACGAUGAUGUCCCUCCCAUUCCCCUGGACACACACAGGGAUGCCACAGGACCAGCAGUAUCUAUAGCAACAGUUGGACCUCUCUUGCACGUGGAGGAUGAGCUGGUGUACACUGUGGGCUCUGGUGGUGAGGAGGAUCUUGGUGUUACAGCUCUCAUGGAGACUCAGGGUCUGACCUGUGGCCCGACGAGCAUCAUCAGCUUCAACAGCAACUGCUGCUCUGUCACAGAUCUCGCCUCGGGCUCUCAGGCCGUUUGCAUCAUCAGCAGUGCUGCCGAGGAAGGAGCUGUGGAGGAUUAUCACAUGGCUGCAGGCCCAGUGACAACCUCAGGGGUUACAGAGGUUGUGGCCAUGGCAGAGGUGGCCAUGGCCAAGCUGCGGAUCGAAGGUGAAGCCUUAGCUUCAGUCAUGUCUAGCCGGGGGUCGCCCAUCUCUUCCUGGAUGAGUGAUCUGAGUAUGGGCAGUGAAGGUGACCAGUCUCUGCACAGCUUCAGUCAGUCCCAGAGUCAGCAAGGGGAAGCCCUGGCUGAACCUGAACCCAACCUUUCGUUUGGAGAGGAGGGGCUGGGGGGUUUCGACAGCUGUGGCAGCCCAAGGAGAGGAAGCCUGGAAGGAGAGAUGGUGCUGUCGGACAAUGGGAGCAGUAAGGGAACUCCAACCAAAGACAGGCUGAGGAAAAUGCCUCCAUCAAUGGCUAAGACCAACAUCCAGAUUCUCACAGGACCAGGAAACCUCUCUCCCUUUAAGACCACUAUCAGCGUGCACCCAUGUAUGGUGGUUAAACCCAUGGUCAUACAAGAACCAACUAUCCUGUCCUCACCCAACAAGACCAGUUCAAUAAAAGAUCCCAUCAAAUGUAAUGCACCACAUUUAGCUUCUUUAUCUAGUGAGAUGAGUUUUGAAGACCCCUGGUUAAAGCGUGGUGUGGAGAUGGGGAAGUCAGGGAAGAGAGAGGCAGAGCAGCCAAAGAACCAGGCGGGAGCAGGGAACGGAGAUCACAGGAGCUUCUGCAGAGAAGGUGGGGAUCAUGGCAGCUCCAGUUCAGGUGGCGAGGUUGUGUCAUCUCCAGAUUCCUUUAAGCGAGUGGUGGAUGGCUGUGAGAUGGUUGCUGUUGUUGCCCAGGGAGACUGCCUCACUAGUAUCUACAAUGCAGACAUCCACCGCACUGCCAGUCUUCCCCGAGGCUGGCACCGUCUUAACCGCCAUGACGGCUUAGACAACGGAAAUGAGUAUCGUAACCUUGGCGUCACAACUUCUACUCCCUGUAGUCCCCGUUCCACACUCGACCGCAGAGGAUCAAAUGGGAAACAGGGCUUCUUCUCCCACAAGAAGGGGGGAAUACCACCUCUUCCACCUGUACGGAAGUCCAGCUUGGACCAGAGGAACAGGGCAGCCAGUCCUCUCCACCAUCUAUCAUCUCUGAGCUCAGUAGAUGAUGCUGGGAUGUCAGGAUGUGGCCUCGCAGGUAACGCCAGACAGCGGGGCUCCAGCAUCGACAGCAGCAGACUCUUCAGCGCCAAGUUAGAACAGCUUGCGAGCAGAACCAACUCUCUGGGUCGGGUCCACAAUUCCCAUAGUGGUUCCCACCACUAUGACUGUUUCUCUCUGGAGAGGGGGGGCAGCCUGAGAGGAGGAGAAGGAGGAGGAGUGAGGGGGGACAGCACCAUGCCUCGCACAGGGCGCAGCCUGACACGUGCUGGAUCAGUGUCUUCUCCUACUGGAGGCCCCAGUAGUCCUAGCUUCAGUGCCAGUCCCAGUCCAAGCAGUGCUCCACAGUCACCAGCCAAAAGCAGCGGCCAGUCAAAGAUCUCAGCAGUCAGUAAGCUGCUGAUGACCAGCAGUCCCAAAGCCAGGAGUCUGUCUGCCUCCAGCACCAAGACGCUCAGCUUUUCCACCAAGUCUCUGAGCCAAGCUUCCAGCCGGAGCUCCAGCCUUCCUCCUAAUGGAAAGCCUCAGAGUUCAGUCCAGGGCCCAGUGCAGCAGCAGGGACCUUCCACUGGAUCCUGGUCUACCCAGUCUUUGAGUCGCAGUCGAGGGGGAAGCCUAGCUGCCAAGCUGCCUCUCAGGGCCGUCAACGGCCGCAUCUCAGAGCUCCUCCAGGGAAGUGCAGGCUCCCGUUCCAGGAGUCAUGCCCAAGGAGGAGGCACAGAUCCAGCAGAGGAUAGAGGAGCUGGAGGAGCAAGUGGAGGGGGAGCUGCAGCAGGCAGUGGAGGCAACCAGGGAGAGGAAAGAGCAGCAGUGGUCCAAACACUUCCCUCUCCCUACAGCAAAAUCACCGCUCCUAGAAAACCUCACCGCUGCAGCAGCGGCCAUGCCAGUGACAACAGCAGUGUACUGAGCGGUGAGCUCCCCCCGGCCAUGGGGAAGACGGCCUUGUUUUACCACAGUGGUGGAAGCAGCGGUUAUGAGAGCAUGUUGAGAGACAGCAGUGAGAACACAGGGAGCACCUCCUCAGCUCAGGACUCCCUCAGUGAGCACAGCUCCGCAACCACCUCCUCAAGACGGAGCUCCAAGAGCAGCAAGAAGAGCAGGAGCAACACAGGUCUCCAGCGUCGCCGCCUGAUCCCAGCACUGACCUUGGACUCUUCAUCCUCCUCACCCUCUCACCGUUCCUCCAAACAGACCAUCACCUCCUCUUCUUCCUCCUCCUCAAGCCCAGGUGCAUGCUGGGUAGAUGGCCCUCUUGGUCCCCCAACUCCCUCAAACCUCCGGGCUGCAACUGCAACAGCAGAAACCUUUGAGAUCAAGGUGUACGAGAUAGAUGACGUGGAACGCCUGCAGAAGAGGAGAGACAAAGGAGGGAGCAAGGAGGUGGUGUAUAUCAGUGCCAAGCUCAGGCUGCUGGAGAAUCGUCAGCAGAGGAUCAGUGAAGUCCGAGCCAAGUACCAGUGUCUGAAGAAGGAGCUGGAGCAAACCAAACAGUACCUGAUGCUGGAGCCACACAAGUGGACCACUGAGUUUGAACUACAGCAGGUCUAUGAAGUGGACUCACUGGAGUAUUUGGAGGCUUUGGAGACAGUGACGGACAAACUGGAGACUAGAGUCAACUUCUGCAAAGCUCACCUCAUGAUGAUCACCUGCUUCGACGUGUCCUCCAGACAUCGGUAGAGGGACAGAGGGGAGAAGAGCUGGAGGAUGGAGAGACAGACACAGCUAGAGAUUUCGACAAGUAACCCUUUACUCCCUGAUCAAUGAAAUGUAUAAAAAAAAUCUCCUAUAAAAACAUCUCAUUAGACGUCUGAAUAGUUAGUGGAAAGGACAAAAGGAUGGAGUGACCCCUUGAUCCUGCACAUCAUCCUUGUGUCUCCUUCAGAUGUAAGUAGGUAGAAGGACAGACGGAAAGAGAGAUGAAGGGAUAAAGGGAGAUAUCUCAGAUGAAUCUGCAGAUUAUUUUCUCUGGGCUUGGAAACAAUUUCAGAGACAUCAUCUACUGGACGAGCUACUUUGAUUAUGAAUAAACAUGGAUGUCCAGAGGAGUAGACAGAUGGUUCUGUGUCUGAAAACAAACAUCAGACUCAACAAGUGAAAAGGGAAAUGAAUAAUUGGACUGCUGAGACGCUUCGUAGACGGAGCUGGACAUUUAGGAAUGUGUGGAGAGGAAAGGAGUGGGAACAAAAACUGCCAUUUUUUAAACUACAAAAAGAUGAAGAAGAGGUGAAGGCGAAGAGAGGAACACUUUCUCAUCCCCCAGCAUUUUACAAGAGUACUUUAACACAGGAGAAACCUGUUGUCUGUAAAUACAGAGCGCUGACUACGGAAUGACCUGGUGUUAUUGUGCAGUUAAUAAAAGAGACCGCCCAAGAGAAAGACUGGAGGACAAAGAAAAAUGAUUUAGAUAAGUGCCUUGUGAACAUUUCAACAAUACCCAGACCAGUUCUCUUCUCUCGAUUUGAGUACAUGCAGUAAGUACGGUGCUAGCAUAGAAAAAUAACCACACAUGUUCAAUGUCCUUGGAAAAGCUUUGAGCUUAUAGCCAUUUCUAAAUAGGAUGUUUUAUUGUGGGUCAGUGCUGUGCUCUAUGAUGAACAAAUUAACAGAAUGUUUGAUGCUCUUUAGAACAAUGACAAAAGAUGGGACAAAGUUUGAUCUGGAAAAAGACCCACUGAACACUAAGACUUAUACCAGUUCUUUAAAAUAUAUCAAGUGUUGCAAGGACCAAACUUGAAUAUGACCAUGAUUUUCCCAGGACACAGAGAUAUGUGGUUUGGAAAAAAAAUUCUCUUAUGCUAGUUUUAUUGUGCUGUUGUGUUCACCUUGACUCACAAAGAAAGAACAUCUGACCCUCUGGGGAAAACAUACAGUAGUUUUUUCCCCCCUUAAACUGACGUGAAGACUUUUUCAUGUUAACAAAGCAAUGAAACAUGUGAGUCACAUACAUAUGGAAAUGAAAAAUGUUUUUCUCCAAUCCAGCGUCUAGUACAUCCAUGGAUUGACUGCCCGUCAGACUGACUGUCUGUUGUUUGUAUCCGUGUUAUUCUGCUCUAUUCUAAAAGAAACUGAAUGAUUUGUCAAUGUGUGUGUUUUAUAAUAAGGUAUCCUUUUUUAUUUGAGUGCAAUGGGACCAUGUAGAGACUGUGUACGAUAGCAGGAUUAUGAAGAAUGGUAAAAGAGGUAUUAGGGAGUAAUGAGGCAUAAGUCCAUUGAGAUACAGUCUUUAAAUGUGAGCUGUAUAUUUGGAACAAAGUCAAGGAUUAAGACUGAAAAUACUUUCUAAAGACUUCAAUUCUGGUUUAAAAUAAGCUAUUUAAAAAGUUCCUGUAGUGUCUUCUUUUGAAGGAUACAGAAAUUGAGUGACAAAAAUAUGUAUAAAAAGAGAAAUGAAAGAGAACUAAAGAAAGACAAGGACGACGACCAAACUAGACGAUCUCUGCCUGGUUCCAUGUUUAAUGGAAGGAUAGUAACUCUUACAAUUUGUUAAUAUUAUUAUCUAUGGUGCUUGAGAUGUUUAUGAUAUAAAUGUUUGUACAAUUAUAAAUAUAUAAAAGAGCCUGUUUCCCUCUGAAAGACAGAACAAUACCCUUCGAAUGCUUCUUAUUCAUCGCUGCCAUCACGUCUGUUUUCAACCUCAUCACCUUCUCUUCUCAAUGCCUUUUACCCGGCAAGCAGAGAGCAUUCUGGGAGAUCCUGUAUGUUGUUUGAAAGGAGGAACAGACACCGACGGACUUCACAGGAAUGGAAAUGAUAAUGAUAUUGGUAUGAUUUGUCAAAAGCAUUAUGAUCCUUACAAAACAAAGUCUUGUCUAGUGUGACGCACAAGCAAACAUGACUUUAUGUUGGGAUGCUUCUGUCUGCUGUGCAAAGAGUUAACAGUCAUCCAUCUGCAGUGACACAUUUGAGAUAAUCUGGCGACAAAUACCCUAGAAACCAAGAUGCUUUUGACAGACUGGACCGAUGAAGUGUUUCUGCUGGAGGCACAUCUCUGAUGGCCUCCAUUCACCGUGCCAGUUAUGAAUGAAGGUUUAUUUAUUUGAGCUCAGGAGAGCAGAUUAUCAAUGUUCUUAUUUAUUUACACCUUAUGAUCUUAAGAGUUACUAUGCAUUUAAGUGAAAGAAAAAUAACUGUACAGCCACACAGUGUCAUAUAUAAAUAUAUAUUCUGUACACAUAUCAUAUAUACGCUCAUUUUGAUUUUAUAUAUUUUCUGUUGAUUUAGUUGCUCCUGUUGUUACCUGUUGGAGAUUGUGAUGGGUUUGGGUUUCCUAAAACAUUCACAACCCGGGAACUGACACUGCUCCAGCACAAUAGCUUAAUACACACCUUGUAGAGAACGUUUUUUAAAAGUGAUGGAAAACUAAUUAGCAUGAAAACAACUGUGUUGUUUGAAUAUUGCAAAUAUUUUCUGCCUGGUGUAAUAAGCAGUGGAUGUUUUUGGGAGCCCAAACUUCAGGAUGGGCUUAACAGCUAGAUUGAAGAUGCUGUGGGUGAGUUUUUUUUACCCCCGAUGUGUCACUGCCAAAUUUUCCGUUGCGCACUUUAUAAUUCUCGCAAUAAUUGUGACAAAAACCUGAGUGUUUGUUGGCCCCAUAUAAUAGCUGAUUGAGACCUUACAUGUAUAAUAGUUCCUCUUAUCAUCAGGGACAAUCACACUUAACAUAUAGGCUUAUGAGGUGGUUAAGAAACAGUUCUUCACUAAAUAAUGUUUAUCAAAUCAGCCUGAAGAUCAAAAAAACAUGAAUAAACAAACUUACCCGUAUAAGGUCACUUUUUUUGCAAGAGUUAUAAAGUGUUAUCUGAAAAAAAUGACACACAGCAUCCUAAAGUUCUUUUGUGUUGACUUACAGUCAGACCACAUUCACAGAAACAUUGUGCACAUGCAGUACAAUACUUACAGUUCUGAUCUGAUGUCAGACUGCAGGUCAGCAGCUGGAAAAUCUUAACACAACUAAUAAAACCCAGUUUGUGUCAGUUGAAAGUGCCAAUCUUUGAACUGGAAGAUGAGUUAUUUUCUGGGAAUAUUAACCAGGCGCUCUAAACAUGAUCAGUGCAAACCAGAGGACAUGCAGUGUGAGAUUUCCACUGUUGCCGUUUUUCUCCAUGACUCAAAAUAGCAUUUGAAAUGUACUCAGCAGAUGAGCUGUUUCUUCAGUAAUGUGGUCUGACACAGUGUGUUGGUGGUCUGACACAGUGUGUUGGUGGAAGAGCAAGAUGGAGGGAUGUAAAUAAAAAAAUGUACCAAAAGA